Messenger RNA from Lethenteron reissneri (Far Eastern brook lamprey), 4942 nucleotides. RefSeq names its product guanylate-binding protein 1-like. The record is from RefSeq and is a predicted model, not a curated record. Gene Ontology annotation, molecular function: GTP binding; GTPase activity. NCBI's taxonomy places the organism in Eukaryota, Metazoa, Chordata, Hyperoartia, Petromyzontiformes, Petromyzontidae.
AGGCAGGCGGUGUCGGGGUUACCGCGCUGCUAUAAUAGUGAGCGCCGUGCCACCGUCGCCACCGUCCCGCGCUCAUCACCCGUGCCACGAUCAUCAUCACCCCGUGUCACUGUCAUCAACCCGUGUCACCCUCAUCACCCGUACCAGGCUCAUCAACCCCGUGCCACCCUCAUCAUCACCCCGUGCCACGCUCAUCACCCGUGCUACCCUCAUCACCCCGUGCCACCCUCCUCAACCGUGCCACGCUCAUCAACCCCGUGCCACCCUCAUCAUCACCCGUGCCACCCUCAUCACCUGCCGUGCCACGCUCAUCACCCCGUGCCACCCUCAUCACCCGUGCCACCCUCCUCAACCGCGCCACGCUCAUCAACCCGUGCCACCCUCAUCAUCACCCGUGCCACCCUCAUCACCCGCCGUGCCACCCUCAUCAUCACCCGUGCCACCCUCAUCACCCGCCGUGCCACGCUCAUCAAACCCGUGCCACCGCGUCCGUUCUGUGGGGAGCGGCAUGGAGGUCGCCGAGCGAGGCCUGGAGGCGCCCCUGCCGCUGCUGCUCAGCGACUCGAGUGGCCACUUCUACGUGGUGCCCGAGACGGCACGCAUCGUGGCCGCCAUCGACAAGCCCGUGGUGGUCGUGGCCGUGGUGGGGAAGAUCCGCACGGGCAAGUCGUUCCUCAUGAACCGCCUCGCCGGGUCCAACUCAGGCUUCAUGCUGGGCAGCACCAUCAAGUCGCACACCAAAGGCAUCUGGGUCUGGCCGCGUCCGCACCCGCUGGACAAGAAGAAGCACCUGCUGCUGCUGGACACAGAGGGUCUUGGCGAGGUCAACCCGGAAGGCGACACGGACAACGACCACGACACGUGGCUCUUCGUCAUGAGCGUGCUGCUCAGCUCCAUGCUCGUGUACAACACCACGGGGAUCCUGAGCACGGACGGCUUGGAGCACCUACGAUUCGUGCUCAACCUCACGGACCACCUGCGCACGGACACGCGGCAGAACGCCCACGAGCCUGGCUCGGACUUCGGCAGCUACUUCCCCUCGCUGGUGCUCUGCCUGCGAGACUUCACCAUGAAGCUGGAGGUGAACGGCGAGGCGUGCACCUCGGACGACUACAUGGAGCACUUCCUGAAGAUGCGCGUCGACCCUCAGGAGGACGGCCAUGAGGUCAACGCGCAGAGGCAGCUUCUGUGCCAGUACUUCAAGGAGCGCAAGUGCUUCAUGUUCCCCAAGCCCACGGACCUGCGGAGCCUCCUCAACCUGCAGAAGCUUCCGGAUGACAAGCUGGAUGAGCUGUUCAUGGAGACGGCCAACUCCUUCACGGGGUACACCAUCGGCACGGCGCGCCUCAAGCAAAUCAAAGGCGCCGUCUUCUCCGGCCUGGCGCUGGUGCGGCUCGUGGAGGAGUACGUGGCUGCUGAGCGCCGCCGCGCCGUGCCGUGCAUCGAGAGUGCCUUGCGCGCCGUUCUCACCACCACCAACCGUGAGGCCAAGCAGGCCGCCAUGACGCUCUACGCUGCCAGGAUGGCCCAAGCCAACCUCGAGCUGCCGCUGCCCUUGCAGCUCAUCAACGGGUACCACCAGCAGGCGGUGGAGCCUGCGGUGUGGCUCUACCACGAGCUCACCAUGCUGGACCGUGACCACCUGCAGGAGAAGGAGCUGCUGGUGGAGCUGACGAGGGAAUAUGCGAAGCUGAUCACGCGGAACAGCGAGGUGUCGUGGCAGCGCUGUGAGCGCCGGCUGCUGCAGCUCUACCAGCCCAUCAGGGAGAAGGUGGACCGGCAGGAGCUGCACAAGCCUGGUGGCUACCGCAAGUUCCGUGCCCUCAUCGACAAGGUGCACGAUGACUACUAUGAGGCGCAGACGCGCGAAGAGGAGCAGGAAAAUGUCUACAAGCUGUUCAUGGACCGCAGAGACAUGGACGGGAAAGUCAUUCUCAGGGCCGACAGGAACGUCACCGAUGCGGAGAAAAACGAGAUCGUGAGCGACGAGCGGAGCAAGCGCCAGGAGCGGGAUCAGAGGGCGACUGCGGAGCGGGACAUUCAGAAUGAGAUCAAGAUGCAGGCCAUCAAGAACGAAACCCAGGUGGCCGAGGAGGCGUUCGUGACGAAGAGCCACGACGUCGAGCAGCUGAUAGCGCAGGAUCUGGAGGAGGAGCGCCAGCAGCACAGCCGCAUGCUCAGAAAGUUCAUCCACGAGCUGGAGCCGCUGCUGGAGGAGGCCCUCAACAUGUUCCUGCUGCUGCUGCUGUCGCCCUGAUGGGGCGGCGGGUCGGGGGGUGUGGCCACGCCGCGGCGGGGUGGGGUGACGGCGGCGGUGGUGAUGGCACGGCCUGGGGAAAUGAGCAGCUGCAAGGCCUGGGCCUGACACGUCCACACUAUUCAACGCAUUGCGUCCGUUAACUUUUUUUUUAACUUCACGUUGCGCGCAAAAUUAUUGUAGUCAUUUUUUUGUUAGUGGUUACGACGACGCCCGUCGUAGUAGUAGGUCGGUUCUUGGCGCCACCGGAAUUCGAUUCCAUCUCCCGAUGGCGCCGGGAUUAGAAACGACGGGGUAGGGGGGUGGGGUCAGCGAGUUCCUUAUACACAUGCCCUCUCCUCCGCCCACCCCAGCGGUGUGAAUGAGCACGCUAAGGUUGGUCGGUCGAUCAGCAGGUGCGGCGGGUUAAAGCGUGGGUAACUGCCACCUCUGGCCAGCAUGGCAGAGUAUGCCAAGUGCCCCCUCUGGGCCACGCAGUAGAGGGCACCGCUAUCCCGCCUACUCUGCCACAUAAGAGCAACGUUCGCGACAUGACGGUCGAACCGAUAUAUUAUCAGAGUAUGUUUUGUGUUUGCAUUUUGACCACAAACAUUGUGGUUCCUUGUAAAAGGUUUCAGUUUGGCGUUUUAACAUCUCAACACCUGUUUUGUUACCAGAAAAAAAGGGGAAAGCCAUAUUAUCACGACAGAUUUAAUCAUACGAGAUGAAAUUCAGACAAAUUAAGUGCGGCAUCCGAUUUUAAAGUGAUGGCGUUUUUUUUGUCACGUAAUUUUUAUUUUUAAAUUAAGGGUUCCAGUCAUUGACGGUCGGGCUGAGACCAAUCCCCUCGAUUGCCACCCUUUCGAGAACCCAGUUUGAAACACGUGUUCGGCCGAAAAACACAGCCACCCUAACCGCCAAGGCCCUCUCCAUGGUGGCGCCAACCCGGCACCCUCUCUGACCUCUGACCUCCGAGCCAAGCACGGGGAGAGGGGAAGGGGGGGUAAUCGGGCAUCGUGUUAUCAUCAUUAUAAUUAUUUUGGCUCGUGAAACAUCGUACCGGAUGCACGGGUGUUUUUUGUGUGUGUGCUGUUCUUGUUGUUGCGUGUUGUGGCGCAAUAGUUAUUUGACGGCGUGUAUCAUAUUUAUUCCUGCGGUGUGCCGUGUCCGCUUUGAAUCCCGGCUGCUGCAGCUGCUGCUGCACCCCGUGACCGAAUGUUGGGUUGGAGAUGAGGAACGAGGCGGCGUUGUUGGGAGACCACGGAAUGAUCGCGCGGGUGUUUUUGUUUGAGUUGUUGCGACGAUGUGAAGGGCAAUCAACCGAUAACGGGAAGCGAAGGAGUUCGCCAGCAUCAUAGCCGUCGUAGUAGUAAUAAUUAUUAUUGGGUUAGCAUUUAUAGGACGAUGCUUUGUGCCACCACGGUGGCGAGAUGGUAGAUACCUCGCCCGGCACACGGGAGGUCGUGGGUUCGAUCCCUUCCUGGACGCCGAUAUAUUUAGAGUUUGCGCAUCUCUCUCUCCGCCCGUGGUCUCGUGGAUUUUUCUUCUGGUCCUUCAGGUUUAUCCCUCCACAUUUAUAAUCAGCAGGCGUUUAGCGUAUUUUUGGCUGAUAUACAUUUCCACGUGAUAAGCCAUUUCGUUGAGCUAUCAUUUGUGAUAGCAGGCUUACCUGGUAAAAUAACAAAAAAAAUAGUGGAGUCAGCAUCUCAAAGCAGCGCCUUCUAUCACAUCUCAAUUGAAUAAUUCAAAGGGCACCCCCCCCCACACCUUGGCAGCUGUCCCUGUGCAGCACAAUGUGACUCAGCAUCUGGCCCUGCCAAGUAGCCAUUAGUCGUGCCAGUACGGCGUCGAUUGCUCCUGCUGCUGCUGUUGCUACAGCCGUGUGUAUUCCCCCCGCUGGGCAAAUUAGCGGAGUAAUUUUUCCCAACUUGGUACGAGUGAACUCGGAGGGCAGGGAAAAUGAUGAUGCUAAUGAAUCAUGUGAAGCUGCGCAACGCUGUGCCGUCACGCGGUGUUCAGAGAGAGAGGGCGACUCAGAAAGAGAGAGAGAGGACGACUCGGUGAGAAAGGAUGAUUCAGAGAGGACUACUCGGAGAGAGAGGGCGACUCGGAGAGAGAGAGACAGAACCACUCAGAGAGAGAGGGCGACUCAGAAAGAGAGAGAGAGAGGACGAUAGGUGAGAAAGGAUGAUUCAGAGAGGACGACUCAGAGAGAGAGGGCGACUCAGAAAGAGAGAGAGAGAAAGAACGACUCAGAGAGAGAGAGCGACUCAGAAAGAGAGAGAGAGGACGAUAGGUGAGAAAGGAUGAUUCAGAGAGGACGACUCAGAGAGAGAGGACGACACAGAGAGAGAGGACGACUCGGAAAGGAUGACCCAGAGAGAGGGGACGACUCAGAGAGAGAGGACGACUCGGAGGCGCCAGGAGGAGGAACCCAAGAUGAGCGAGAAGGCAGCAGCAACAGCAGUCACGCGGUGAUGAACGAGGAGCCGGCUCUACCAACACUUGCCCAAGCUCUGCGGUCCUCUAUAUAUUAAAAUGUUUUCAGCCAACGAAUGAGUGCGUUUACAUUUGAUGGUCAUGGUUACACGCUUUGUUAUCUUGCCAAUCAAUUAAGAAAACGUACCCCAGUGGUGCACUCGCUGCGUUCUUAACGCCGGCGACGGAGUAUCGAAUUCCUGCCCCUUGGCUCGCACAAGUCCCAAG